UCAGCUGUUGAGAGCGAAAUGACGCGCGUUGACGAAAAGUGUGCUGUGAAGUGAAUUACUUGAAGUAAACGCUAAUUAUAUUAAUUAAAUUAUUGCGCAAAUCAAAAGCGAGCGAUAAGAAGUAAUAGGACAAACUUCAACUCUUGUCAGUGCAGUAUUUUUAGCAUUGCACAUUGCGCUGGCCAUCAUGCAAAACGAGUCGGAUGAACUGGAGGACACGCAUCUGUGCAUCAAGUGCAAUGCGACGAUUGUGGGACUGGAAAAAUACAUAGAACACCGCAAGAGGAGUUGCCUGAGCAUUGCCAGAAGUCAGACGCAGCAGGAAAAACAGGUGGUGGCCAGAACGGCAUCGGGAGCCACGGAUCACAGCUAUGAUGGCUUUCACUUUGCGGAACCGGAGGCACCGAGCAGUUAUCUGCGCAAGACGACGGCCAGUCAUGGAGGGAAGACAUCCAAGUCCUUGACGGAGGCCUAUGAUCCGACCUAUGAACUGGGUGCCGAUGUGUUCUUCUCCUCACUGCAACUGCAGAGUGUCUCCACGGGCGGCAAGACGAGUGCACGUCCCGAAAGGGCCAAGGAGGAGUCGAGUUGGCAUGCCAGCAGCAGGUGCACAGAUCCUCUGCUGAAAGCGGUGCGGGAACAGGAGGAAUCUGACUUUAAGCCACUGAAAUUCGUGCAUUCCCCUGAGGCCAGCGAGGAGGAGGAGGAGGAGGAUGAGCCAGAUGAUUUCGAUGAUGAUGAUCAGGAUCACGAUGCGGACGAGGACUACGAUGCACGUCGUCACUCGCCACCAGCUGUGCCGGCAACCCACACGGGCGGCAAGUGGAAGCCCGAGCAUCGUCCACAGUUGCGUCACACGCAUCUCGAACGCAUCUCGCCCAGCUGGGAUGAUCCCCCAGAGGAGUCACAUGACCAUCCGCCAGCGGAGCACACACAUGGCAAAUGGGUGCCGGGCAGUAAACAGCUGGAGUACCGCGAAAACAUCGACUUGACCAAGCUGCAACAACCGGGUGCAAGUUAUUGGUGCAACAUCUGCUGUCGUCGCCUCAAGACGCGUCCCAACUACGAGCAGCAUCUGCGCAGUGGUUACCAUCACCGCCGGGCGGAUGCAGAGCGUCAGUUGGAGCAGGCCAAUCUUGAAGGCGCCAAUCUCACACUUGCCAAGGACUUCGAGCCAGUGCAGCAUGUGCAGCAUGUGGAGCACGUGGAGCAGCUGCAACCUCGUCGGCGUCGCCGUCGCGCCAAUCUGCUGAGAUGUGAGCUCUGCCGACACAGCAUGGCCAGAUAUCUCAUGGGCAAGCAUCUCAUCUCCCACUUUCACUAUCGACGCCUGCAGCAGCAACAGACGCAGCUGCGCCGCCAGAGCUCCCUGCAUGCCAUCCUCGAGCACAUGGGCAGCAUUGUGAGGCAGGCGCCUUAGUGCCUCCCCUGUCAGUUCUAUGCCAACACUGAGCAGGCUUUUCAGGUCCAUUGGCGCUCCGCCUCGCAUGUGGAGCUUACCGAGCGACUGGGCGGCGAAUUCUGGUGCAGCUACUGUCAGUUCGAGUGUGGCAGCAACGAGCAGAUGUGGCAGCAUCUGUUGCAUGCCACGCACCAGGAAGUGCUCCUCGCACUCAAUCGCUCUGUGCCCGUUUGUAUUGCACAACGUCGCCGGCUGCGUUGCGAGGUGUGCAACGAAAGUUUCCUCUACAAUUUGCAGCUGCGUCGUCACUUAGCCACAGAGCAUGCCGGAUUGGUUGCCACAGGCAGCGCCUCGGAUGAGUAUCAGUGCCGCUUCCGUUGCAGCACUUGUGGCGCCGCACAGCGGUCACGUGUGGCACUGCAGCGACACGAGAAGCACAAACAUCACCUGGCCAGAUAUUACUGUGCUCCGUGUGCCCUGGAGUUCGAGACGCCGCAAGAAGCGCGUCGGCAUCGCAGCCUCGUGCAACAUGCGCGACGUCUGCCGAGACGCAAGUUCGUUGCACAGCCGGAGCGUGACAUUGAGCAUAUGCUGCGCGAGGUACUGGAGGAUCAGGAGGAUCAGCCCUCAGCAGCCAAGAAACGUUGCCUGGUCAGACAAUGCGCCAGUUGCAAGCUUAGCUUUGAGACGCCUCAGGCGCUGGUCGAGCAUCGCCGUCAGUCGCAUCCCAUGGACAAUCAUGCCUGUCUCAGCUGCGGCAGCAGCUUUCAGUCCGCCCAGGCGCUUGGUCGCCACACACGCAGCUGUCAACCCAUCGCCUCCACAUCGACAUCUAAAUCCACAGCCGACUCCAACUUAGAAUCCAAAUCCUGGCGCUGUGAUCAGUGUGAUUUCAACUCUCAAUACGAGUCGGAUUUGCUUUAUCAUGGCUUCUUCCAUUCCCGUGAUUCCUCCAUCGGCAAGAACGAGCUUCUCCAAUGUCCGCGCUGUCCCAAACAAUUUCGCAAACAUUCUCUUCGUGCUCAUCUUCGCAAUCACACGAAUGAGCGCAUCUUCGAGUGCAACGAGUGUCAUGUCAAGUUUGCCAGGCGACACAAUCUCAAGAAUCACAUGGCCACCAUGCAUGCAACAAGAAGCGCAGCAACAAACAAGUCCACCGCAACAACAACAACUACAGCAACAACAACUGCGAAGGUGACGCCCAAGAAAUCAAACGGAGAUAAUCCCCGUAAGAAAUUUCAAUGCGACAUUUGCGGCAAAAUUCUUACCAAAAAAUUCUCCUUGAAACAACAUGAAAUGCUUCACACUGAGGUGGUACGUCGUUUUCGCUGUCAUUUUGAGGACUGUCACUAUGCAGGCCUUACUCCGGAAGCUCUCAAGACCCACCUGCUCUCCCAUGCCGAGGGCAGUCACAAGUGUUUACACGAAAACUGCAAGUACGUGGGCAAAAGUGAGCAGCACUUAAAGAGACACCUCAAAUCACAUGUGAGCGAAAAAUUUGCCUGCGAUCAGUGCGAUUUCAGGGCCCGCAUCAAGGGUCAGCUGAAGCGUCACAUGCUUCGACACACGGGGGAAAAGUCUCACAAGUGCCCCCACUGCAACUUUCAGUGUAGCACUUUUGACAACCUGCGAAAACACAUCAUCAAAACGGGCAAGCAUCCCGGCAAGUUCAUCUACGAGUGUGCCUCCUGUACCGACCGACAGACAGCCAGCAUCUUCAAGACCAAUAGCUUCAAAGAGUAUCAGCUGCAUUUGAACACACAUAAAACACAUUCAUCUGAAGUCAUUUGAAAUAUCAUUUAAA
Messenger RNA from Drosophila innubila, 3206 nucleotides. Its product is annotated as zinc finger protein 709. Gene Ontology annotation, molecular function: RNA polymerase II transcription regulatory region sequence-specific DNA binding; zinc ion binding; DNA-binding transcription factor activity, RNA polymerase II-specific. The record is from RefSeq and is a predicted model, not a curated record. Lineage: Eukaryota; Metazoa; Arthropoda; Insecta; Diptera; Drosophilidae. Gene Ontology annotation, biological process: regulation of transcription by RNA polymerase II. Gene Ontology annotation, cellular component: nucleus.